CUAAAGAGGAAGAGGGAGAGAGGGAGACUGAAAGAGAGAGUGAGAGAGCAAGAAAUGGGGGAGUGGUGGGAGAGAGAGAGAGGAGGCGAAAAAGAGCGUGAAAGGCUCCACACGGCAGAAUAUAAAUCUGUAUGUUAACAGGACUAAAGCUGGAGGUCUCGAAACAGCUUUAGUGGCUGUGCUGGUGGGGGGGUGGCCAUAAAACAUCAAGAGGUGGUCUUCUCUAUUGACUGAGGAUCUGUGCAAAUAAGGAAGUGGAACCCGUGGAAGCUGUGAACGCCGGUUGUCAAGCACAGUGGUGAGCUGGUCGGAGGUCUCUGACCCCCUCAUUUUCCUUUCUCGAAGAGAAGAGAAGCGCAAAAGAGACACGAGAGAAAAAGGAAGGUGGCAGCCAGGGAGCAGUGAGCCAUUUCUCUCUUUAUUACCUCCAUUCACAAAACCAUUGCAUCCCAUUAUCACAGCGAUGUAGAGGCAUUCUCUCCGAUUAGAGGAGGAAGGGUCCCAUUGACUGCUGAGGCUUAGCACCUCUCUCCAAACGCUAGCCCUUUUCAUUGCAGCCCCCCUCAUCCCUCGCCUCUAUCCUUACGUCUGCUAUUUUAUCUGUUCUUCUCUCUUUUCUUGUCCCUUGUAUUCUUGUCCUUUUUCACACCACUCAGGAAUCAGGAGGCAUUGCGUUUUGGUAGAAGUGGGUGUUUCUGGAGCUGUCAUUGUGUUUGGUGCCGCUACAAAGAACAGCUGAGCAGGGAGUGAGAGAGACAGCUUUGGAGAUAAUAACAUAGCAGCUUGAAAGAAAAGGGGGGACCUGGGACUACAGGAACAGCUGACAACCACUGGAUGGUGAAUUGUGAUGAAAAGAAAACUGUUACAGAGACUGACAACCAUUUCAAGGUAGCUGUUUAUUGAGACCAUUACCACUUCUUAAGGCAAUAACGAAGCAGUGUGCUAAACCAACACUGCCGGUUGGGUUCUGCUAUUGCUGUUGCUAAGCAAAGUCUUUAACCUGAAGUUCUUGGGGAGACAGUAUUCAGCAUCACUCUACAGCCAUGAAAGGGAGCUCAGAGGAAAGCAUUGAAAGCACCAGGCCCUCCAACCUGCAAGCUUUUGCUAACAUAUCCACCCUACAUGGCAUGAGUCACAUAUUCGCCUAUGGGCACAUGACAUUUCGUCGAUUUCUUUGGACUCUUUCCUUCCUUGGUUCGCUAGCCUUAUUGAUGGUGGUCUGCAUGGACCGAGUGUCAUAUUACCUGGAGUAUCCUCACGUCACCAAGCUGGAUGAGGUGGCGGCAACUAACCUCACCUUCCCAGCUGUUACUUUCUGUAACCUCAAUGAGUUCCGCUUCUCCAGAAUCACCAGAAAUGACCUCUAUCAUGUGGGAGAGCUUCUGGCCCUCCUGAAUAAUAACUAUCAAAUAGCCAACCCACACUUGGCUGAGCCUGAAGUUCUGGCUGCCCUAAAGGAUAAGGCAAACUUCCAGAACUUCAAGCCCAAACUGUUCAACAUGACUGAUUUUUAUAACCGUACAGGUCAUGACAUCAAUGAGAUGCUACUGCAGUGCACCUUUCGAGGAGAGGAUUGCUACCCAGUGAACUUCACCACGAUUUACACACGCUACGGAAAAUGCUACACAUUCAACUCGGGACUAGAUGGCAACCCUUUGUUGACAACAUUAAAAGGUGGCACUGGGAACGGCUUGGAGAUCAUGUUGGAUAUACAACAGGAUGAAUACCUGCCUGUUUGGGGAGAGACAGAUGAGACCUCCUAUGAAGCAGGCAUCAAGGUUCAGAUCCACAGCCAGGACGAGCCGCCCUUCAUUGACCAACUGGGAUUUGGUGUGGCCCCUGGUUUUCAAACUUUUGUGUCAUGUCAGCAGCAACUGCUUCAGUACCUCCCUCCGCCUUGGGGAGAUUGCAAGUCUACUCCCAUAGACUCUGAAUACUUUUCCACAUACAGCAUCACCGCCUGCCGCAUUGACUGUGAAACUCGCUACCUGCUGGAGAACUGCAACUGCAGGAUGGUUCACAUGCCUGGGACCUCAACAGUUUGCACGCCUGAGCAGUACAAAGACUGUGCUGACCCAGCUUUAGACUUUUUGGUAGAGAAAGACAACGAUUACUGCGUCUGUCAGACCCCCUGCAACAUGACUCGCUAUGGCAAGGAGCUGUCCAUGGUUAAGAUCCCCAGUAAGGCAUCUGCUAAAUAUCUGGCUAAGAAAUUCAACAAAACUGAGCAAUAUAUUGGAGAAAAUAUAUUGGUCUUGGACAUCUUCUUUGAAGCUCUGAAUUAUGAGAAAAUUGAGCAGAAGAAGGCCUAUGAAAUUGCGGGGCUUCUUGGUGACAUUGGAGGUCAGAUGGGACUGUUUAUCGGAGCCAGUGUUUUAACAAUAUUGGAAAUAUUUGACUACCUAUAUGAGGUGUUUAAGGAUAAGGUUUUGGGUUACUUCAUACGCAAGAAACGACCACAGCGUUGCCAGAGCGACAAUCUGGAGUUUCCAGAGAACCCAACCAGCCCUGGUGUCACGCCUAAUCAUGCCCCCAGAGCACCUGUGACACCCUCCGGAGUCACUCGGACAGUCUCGGAUUCACGCCGAACAUGUUACCUCGUCACCCGACUCUAGGCAACUUUGAGGAAUUUGCUUGUUGACAACAUAAAGUAGGGGUUGGGGUUUGGGGUGGCACAUAUGGGGACACCAAACUGUGAAAUAAUAUAUGUAUUGAACAGAAAACGGUUGAGUGUAUAACUCAACAACGUACAGAGUAGAGUUUAUCAAUGCCUGAAUAGAAAUAGAGUACUAUCAUCAGAAAAAAAAGAAACCACUUCCAAAAACAGAACUCAGGUUUAACUGCCAUGUCAAGGCAUCAGUGUUAAUUUAUUCAUGUUUCAUUUUGUGUUUUUCUUAUGCCGUCACUUUAGAGUAUACAAUCAGUGAAGAUAAAUGUGUCCCCAAAAAAGUGUUUCUGACUUGUGUUGAGAUGAAUUACAUAGUACUAUCGUGCUAGUUUUGCUGUACAUCGGCCAAAAAAAUGAAUACAUGUGGAUUGGUAUGUGUAGCAUUGCAGUUUCUUACCAGUGUUAUGCCUCCAGCAUCUAACCAAUGCUGUAUCGAGUGACCUUAUACUUGUUACCGGUUUGAACAGGAGAGCCUUUUUAAGAAAUCUGCUCGACUUAAAUGAGCUGAUUGUUGAUUAAAAGAGCUGCUCGUACCUGAAUCAAAACACUAGACAAGUGCUUAAUGUUGCCUUUUGCUACUAUCAGGCUUUGAAUUGUCUCAUUAAUUAGAUAUAGAUCUCAGUAUCAUGCUUAUUCAAUUUAUAAAGAGUAAGGGUCAAAAAAAAAGGCUGUUACUUUUUAUCUUUAUAUAGCAUACAUUUUAAUUUUCAUUGUUUUCCCGUUAGUGUUGCUGUGCUGUCACAAAAAUGAAAUGCUAGCAUGCAGCUUGCUGUAAAAGUUGACCCUUAUUUACAUUGAUUAGAAGAGAAACAAUCAGGCUUUCCUUUUUUAAUAAUUCUCAGCCAUGUUGUUUUUUUUCCAUUACUGUGUCUUAAGGGUGUCCAUCAGCACAAUCCCCUGUGAUAGUAAUCUAUUCUCUAUGGAACAUAAGUUUAAAAGACUUGAUGGUGACAUUCCUAAACUUGACAGAAAUGUGUAAAUACCCACAAUCAAAAUGCCAUGAAGAAAUUCUGUAGGCCUACCACUCAUGUGAGACAUUGGUCAAAUAUAUCUAUGUAUCUAUGUAUCUAUCUAUCUAUUUAGAUAUAUCUAUAUAGAUAUAUAUAGAUAAACGUGUUUCUUCAUCUGUUUUUACACCAGAAGAAACUUUCUAUCUGGGUGGACCGUAAGUGUCUUUGAGUUUCUGGUGAAUAUGACGUGACUGACAACUAAAUAGACUUUAUUAGAUACAAAAUAAUUGCCUCAAAACAUCAAAACCACCAUGCACCUCAGCCCCAUUCAGUUCAGAUGAUUUAUAACGGAAAUGCAUUGUACAAUUUUACCAUUGUGUCCUUUUAUUAUUAUUAUUCCGGAAACAUGUAAUAAGUCACAAAUAACAGUUUGUGAUGUACAAAUGAUCAAGUAUAAUAAACUCUAUAUAUUUACCCAUCUUACUCACGUACACAAAUUUUCUUCUUCUUAUCUCCGUGUGAGUCUACUUCUCUCUAUUGUUAACGUUCACUCCUUGACACUACAGUUAUGGACUUGUAGGUACAUAUCCUCACUAUAAAUACUUGAGAAUUCAGAGGACAGAGUUUCAGAGGUUCAGAGUUGUUGUUUUUUUUAUGUGAAAUUUUCAACUAUAAUGCCAAUCAAGUAAAUGGUGUUCAUAACACUGUAGCUUUAUUAAUCUAUUGUCUGUGUAUUAGAUGACUGUUGAUGUGAAGCACAAACCCUCUUGGAGAUCAGCCAUCACUUGAAAGCCAAUGACCAGACAUCUAUGGUGGCGACUACCUUUUAUGGCUUUAGUUUUAACUACACACAUUUCACCGCUCCGGCAUUAACAGGAAUAAGAGAGAUCACCUCGCUAAGAGACUUUAUCCGAAUGGAAAUGUUACCUUUCAGGAAAUAAAAAAGGGUGAAUCAGUGGCGUUGUGACAUGAGCAAUAAGUGCACUGAAUCAAAUACAACUUUUAUCAAAUUGACAUAAAAAAAUAUAUUUGAUUUGGAAUCCCCAUUUUCAAUUCAUGACAUAUUCAACAGCUGGAAUGGAUGUAGGCCGAACAGCUGAAACACAGAUGUAUGUAAUGACGACUGUAUAUUAACAAUCAUUAACCAAAUAAAGGGACAAAAAUGCCAAUUCAUGUUACACAAUGAUGCUAUUCUAAUGAUGCUGCAUUGCCAUGAUGACUUUGAGUGUGUGUGUGUGUGUGUGUGUGUGUGUGUGUGUGUGUGUGUGUCAUGUUGCCAGGUUAUAAAGCAUCAACAUGACCCAGAAUUUAACACAAACUGUGGUUGAAGGAUUUGUGAAAAUGUUCUGGGUCUUUACCUCUCUCUCCCCACCCCCUGCCUUACUACCAGUCAAAGAACAGCAGAGUGUAUGUGAACUGGCAGAAACUAUUAACUGUUUGUGCUCAUUAAGUAGUCCUCAAUUGAUAUUUACCACAUAGUUAUGACCAAGUAGAAAACAGUAUUCUAUAUAGUUCUGUCACCAAACACCUACAUUUGAACUAUUUUAUUCUGACAGUUAAUAAUUUGUCACAUCACUCAUUUUCUUCCUUGCAUGACCAUUGCGUAUUCCUAUUAUCUCUGGUCUCUUAAUGUUAUCUUAGCCAUGCUACUCACUUUGUAAGGUCUAAAAUGUACUUUUGGAGCCAGAUGAAUCAAAAUGGUGUUCUCUACAUCAUGUGAUACGACAUCUUGAAUCUUUAUAACAUACAAAAAAAUCCUCCUCAAACCAGGCUUGGAAUUAUGCAAUACUCAAAAAGAAAGAUGUGGAAAAACUGCAAUAUCUUUCUGUCAAUUUUUAUGGAUUGAAUAAACAUAAUGUGGCUUGAAGUGAAACUAAAAUGUGCCUUCAAGACUGGUUCUUACAGGUAACAUCAAGAUUUUCAUGUGCACAAACAUCUGGGGAACAGAACUUGCUUCAUCUGGCUCUACGUGCUUUAUGUGCAUUUUAUUGUAGAUAUGUGAUUUUAACUCUGAACUGUAUAUUAAAUAGUUAAUACACUCUUAACUAUGUGUAACGUAAUCAGUCUUAAGUCAAACUGUCAUGGGUGUUUCAUGUCACUUUACUGACAAACCAAACUGCAUGCCAGUUUAAAGGCCCUGAAAACAUAUGAUCUUAAUCACUGUGAGCGAUGGGAUCCGACCAUCGAUUGAAUUAAAGAAGAUGGGUGGGGCUCAUUUGGAAACAGCUUGUAUUACAGAAUUGCACGCACCAAUCAGAAUUUUGGUGACCUGAGUUGUUUUUCACUGUUACACUUUGUUUCAAAACCAAGUUUUCAAGGGCUUUAAACAAACUUGACACCUAGUUUAAUGAAACCACGCAGCCUAGCCUGGUGUACACUGAAGCUGACAAAAUAAAGCCAGAAAGAAGGUGA
Messenger RNA from Micropterus salmoides (largemouth bass), 6030 nucleotides. RefSeq names its product acid-sensing (proton-gated) ion channel 1c (gene asic1c). The transcript is spliced from 11 exons. Bases 1044 to 2615 code for a protein of 523 amino acids. Gene Ontology annotation, biological process: sodium ion transmembrane transport. The record is from RefSeq and is a predicted model, not a curated record. Gene Ontology annotation, cellular component: membrane. NCBI's taxonomy places the organism in Eukaryota, Metazoa, Chordata, Actinopteri, Centrarchiformes, Centrarchidae.